AUGUUUGGUGGAUAUCAACAAUUGGGAAAUCAAGCCGGUUUCGGAAAUUAUGGUGGAAGUCUCGGUGGUACAGGAGCUUCUCCUUGGGGCUUCGGAGUUCCAAAUUACAGUAAUUUCAAUACUCCAAACUACUUUAGUGCCGCUACUCCACGUUAUGAUGGUUCUGCUGCUACAGGCUAUGGUGGUUUUGAUGCUUUUGGAGGUUAUGGACGUGUCUUCGGUUCACCAUAUGGAUAUGGUCCUCGUUGA
Rotaria sp. Silwood1 is the source of this 249-nucleotide messenger RNA. Lineage: Eukaryota; Metazoa; Rotifera; Eurotatoria; Philodinida; Philodinidae. The record is from the annotation of a GenBank genome assembly.